Molecule: messenger RNA, 982 nt
Organism: Oppiella nova
Lineage: Eukaryota; Metazoa; Arthropoda; Arachnida; Sarcoptiformes; Oppiidae
Source: the annotation of a GenBank genome assembly
UGUAUGAAUGCAAGCACUUAUAGGCCGUCGUAUUGAUGAUGCAAUGCUGGGCUCACUAUUGCUGUGAAUGAGAGUCUGUGAUCACUGAUGACACCCACGAUGACCAACACGAAGACUGCCAAAAGUCACACCAAAGACACGAUUGAGUGGAAGAAAGUGUUGUACGCGCGGCAGGGCGUGAAAGACCAUUACGUGCCGCCAUCAUUCCUCAAGGAUUUGCGCAAAAAUGUGAAUCUACAGAAGUAUGAACUCAAAGACUGUAUCCUCUCGUCGACGGCAUUGACGCAAGAGAUCUGUUCGAUAGUCAUCUUCAUAGUGGUCUUCCUAUACCUGGAUUCUGGUCGACCGCAGCUGUCGAUUAUCAUCUGUAUAUCAAUCGCUUUCAUAACUCUCUUCCUGUACUCAACCCUCAUAUUCGUGUCGCCGACCAAUGAUGUAAUCAAUGAACUGAAAAGCGCCGCCAUUUUCCUGAUCAGUGGUUUGGCGGUGUCUCCCAUCCUGAAGACGUUGACUGAGACGAUCAGUACGGACACGAUCUACGCGAUGGUGACGGUCAUGAUGUUAGUUCACCUCACUUUCUACGACUACGGGGCCAAAGCAGCCAUCGUCAGCACUCCUGUCGCUCUCAACGCCGCCAUCUUCGGGGGCGUAUGUCUGGCCUCCCGGCUGUCCACCACUUACGACGCGUUCGCUCUAUUAAUCUUCGCGUCCGAUAUAUUCAAACAUUUACGGCCCGUGGGAUGAGGCGGUCAUUGACGACACCGACCCCCACGACACACAACUAUUCAACACUUGCAUCAAAUGAGGGCCUGAGAGACCGACUUGUGUUUGACUGAGAGGACCCGUUUGGUGCGCUCUUCAUCGGCCUGCCACUCCAUCUUGUGUUUGUGCUGCUCUAUGGCCUCCCACACCCUCUCCAUCACCAUCUGUUCCGUCAGUACCCCAUCGUGUGAGGCGUAGGCACUCGCCUGACAAAUGCCAC